AUGGAGGAUGAAGAUCGGCCUGGUUUCAGGGUACCGGUGUCUCAUCCUCGCAAACCUGCACAACCCAAACCUUCACGUCGAAGUCAGAGAUACCUACCCCUCACUCCUCCAGUUGAAAAAUGCUUCUUGUGCAGGGAGACAGCAGACGCAGCAGAGGUCACAGUCCAUCCUGUCAUCGCCACAAGUUCUCAUUUCACAUCUUUCCCAUGUUUUUUUCUUGAGCUAUUUGACAAUGAGGAGUAUGACUGCUGGACACCAGAAGACUGGCUUGCUUUGGGAAAUGCUGAGGGAUCACCUAAUCGGAAACCUAUUCCUGCAAAAGCCCUGCUGCCUACAGAUAAUGAGACCCCUUCUGAUGACCCACAGAGUCCACCCUUGAAAUGCAGCUGGCAUGUAGUUGGGGUACUGGACUAUAGCAAGGAGAAAUGUCAGUACCUGGUACAGAAGGUUCACCAGAACAGUGGACAGACAGAUGAGGAAGAAAAUCCAAAUAAGAAACACAGAAAGGGAAUAAACCACUUGGUAGCAGGCAGUAAAUACUGGGUACCCAGGAUCCGGCUGUUGUUCCAGGCUGAGGACCCACGUGUCUUUGCUGAACGGAUCCAGUUUGCCCUGCGUUACAGGGAGAACACAGAGGCGCUGCUCUUCUACCACUCAUCUGUGGACAACAUGCCCAUGUGGCCAGGAACACCAACUCUCAGCACUGACCAUCUUGAGCGCAUUAAAAGACGCGCCCUAUCAGCUCCUGGGCUCAGGCGAAGAAAUUUGGAGAAGUGUAUGGAGGACUUGGAGAAGGAGAUCAAACUGGGAUAUGAUCGGACUAUGAAGAGCAUGAUCUUUGACAAAAUGGUGAUGAGCCAACCUGAGAAGUUUCCAGACAUCACCCUGCCUCAGAAGAACCCUGAGUGUGUACCACAAACUGGCUGCGUUUCAGUUCCUCACUUUGACUAUGAAGAGACCCGAAAUGCAUUUGUCAAAAGAACCAUUCUAUCAAAGACAGAAGUGAUCCACGUAUUAUCUGAAAUGCGGUCUGAGUGCAACAAAGUCGUAGCCAUGACGCUGUUCGAUGUCGGCUCGGUCAAACCCUUUCGAUUGGAGAAGUUUAAAGACAUCCAGUCUGAAAUUCAUUAUCAGAUAAGCCUUUUUCUCAGAGAGAAAUGGACAGCCACGCUGAGUCGCAGCAUUUGUCACAACCUGAUAAAUAUUGGCAAAGGCUGGUACAACAUGAUGGAGUCUAGGUGGGACAUUUACAAGAUGUCCAAGCUGUACAAGCUGAUGCUUGUGGUUCGUUUCAACCAGCAGGAUUCUCUGCGUCACCUGGUGCAGGACUCACUGGUCAGUCUGACUCAGCUGGUGCUGGACGCCUGCCACAGUGUGCUGACGUGUCCUCAGGACCUGGUCUGGGAGGACAACCUCCUCACCAGCCCCUACAAGCCAAAGAAGAAUCCUCUGUUCCUAUUGGAUUUGGUUUUAGACCAGACUGGGGUUCAUUACAGCACUCCUCUGGAGAGUUUUGCGACAUCUUUUGUCGACCUGUUUGAUAAAGGCAUUCAGGUCACAUACAGCAUACCACAGUUUGAUAAGUUUGUGAUGCAGAAUUUGGUUUUUGCUAAUGAUCUGUGGGUCGAGUCAGUCGCUUUGUGGGAACCAGAAGUAACGGAGCUGAGAGAAAAGAUCCGCAAUGCUCUGAUACAAGCAGCUAUACCUCUCAAGGCAUAUGCUGCUGAAUAUGAGAAACAUUUAGAGCUUCACAACUUGGAUAUAGAAACUCUUCUCAAAUCUCAUAAUGUAGAACAGACAUCCCAAGAGCUGAAGAAACAAGUGGAACAACAUCUCAAAGAAAAGGAUAGGAUUGAACUCUCCUUGCCAUCUUCAAUUGUAAUUGGUCCAUUUGUUGUCUGUGUAGAGGCUGUACGUCAGUCUCUCACAGAAAAAAGAAAGGCUUUAGCCAAUGCACUGCUGGACCGUUUUGUUGUGAAGCUAAGCAGUCAGAUCGAUAAUGCUUGUGAAGAGUGUUACAAUAUAAGCAGAAAGCUAUGUGAGAAACCCAACAGCAUUGAGGAACUGACUGAAAUGAGGGAAUGGAUGAAACAAAUCCCAGAGCUGCUCAAGAGUUACGAGGAGUGUCUUGACAAGAUCUUGCCAGAAUAUGAGCUGUUCGAAGAAUUUUGCUACAACCUAUCGAAUGAGGAUUUUCACAAAAAGUGGAUGGCUAUUGGGUGGCCCCAAAGGAUAAUCAGCCAGAUGGAAUUAGUAGCCUUCCAGCAUGUGGAGGAUGAGGAGCACUUCCGCAAGCGCCAUCGAGUUCAUUGGAACAACUUCGCGGAGCAACUGAACUUUCUGGAGAUGCGUUUUGUUGGGUUUGUGAGACACUCGGACAUUGAUCGUGCCCACCAGAUGGCCAACAAGGUUAAACAUUUUAGCAAGCAACUUCAGGAGUGCCAGACUACGGCCCAAACAAUCAACACCAGAGAACGUCUGCUUGGUGUGCCUGUUACAAACUAUGAUCGUGUGCAGAAGCUGGUGGAGGACCUCCAGCCUUUCCAAGACCUUUGGAUCACCACUUCUGAUUGGCUAGAGUGCAGUGACUUGUGGCUCAGAAACCCGCUGUCUUCAAUUGACCUUCAAAAGCUUGAGUGCCACAUCAGUGAUGCCCUCAAGACCUUACGCAGAUGUAUUAAACAGCUCGAGGACAUUCCUGGCUGUCAAAAAGCAGCAACUGUAAUCCACGGCAGGAUUGAGGACUUCCGUUCUUAUGUCCCUCUAAUUCGGAGCCUGAGAAACCCAGCAAUGAGGAGCCACCACUGGAAGAUGCUUUCCGAACACGUUCAGAUAAAAGUCCACCCCAAAGCCAGCUUGACCCUUUCGCGCUGCUUGGAGCUCGGCCUACAGAACCACAUGGAUGCAAUCGCUCAUGUGGCUGAGGUUGCUGAAAAAGAACACAGUACUGAACAGAUACCACUGUAGAGCACUGCAACAGUAAUAAUAUUCUAAAUGUAUUGUGGCAUUAAAUGCUCUGUGUUGAGUGUGUGAAAAAUGAAGCAUCACUGCUCGCUGUCCCCCCCUGUAGGAAGAAGAUGUAGAAGUUAAAAUGCCACAGAAAACAUUACUUUUCACGUGACAAGUAAACAGGUCUUCUUAAGUGACCAUUUGGUGAAAUAAUAAAUAAAAUACCAUACUGACACGUGAA
Molecule: messenger RNA, 3190 nt
Organism: Stegastes partitus (bicolor damselfish)
Lineage: Eukaryota; Metazoa; Chordata; Actinopteri; Pomacentridae
Product: dynein heavy chain 1, axonemal-like
Exons: 17
Coding region: 1-2967 (988 amino acids)
Biological process (GO): microtubule-based movement
Cellular component (GO): dynein complex
Molecular function (GO): dynein light intermediate chain binding; dynein intermediate chain binding
Source: RefSeq, a predicted model, not a curated record